This is a messenger RNA of Trifolium pratense (red clover), 1855 nucleotides long. RefSeq lists its product as uncharacterized. The transcript is spliced from 8 exons. Lineage: Eukaryota; Viridiplantae; Streptophyta; Magnoliopsida; Fabales; Fabaceae. The coding region runs from base 195 to 1649 and encodes 484 amino acids. The record is from RefSeq and is a predicted model, not a curated record.
UAGUACUAUACAACUGCGACUUACCAUGAGCAUUUUCUGGAAUCGGCGACUAAACAAGAUCAACUCAAAACGCUGACAUUUUCGAUCCAUCAUCUUUCUCCAUAAAUCAGGUUUCUGGAACCUCUGUGAUUGAGUUGUGAUCACAAUUGCGGCCGCAUCAACAGCUUUUAGAAACUGAAUUGCCUUCAGUUUACAUGGGAGAGAGGGUGGAUAAGUCUAACAUGAGCAUGAGCUCUAAUUCUAAACAAAACAGUCUUAUCACUGGGAAAAAAACGUACCAAAAACAGUUGGUUGCAUCACGUCCUAAAGGCUUUGCACAGAGAUAUUGUGAACCCCUUGUUUCAUUGAGAGAUAGUGACUUUGGAAGCAGUGCUGUGGGGCGUGCCACAUUUUUUUUACUUAAAGUUGCUGCUUUAGAGACUGUAAGGAGGUUCUCCAAGAGUAGAUACCCAUGUUUGUGGCGAGGUCUGCAGGGUCUACAAAUCCUUGCCAUACCACCAUUUCAAUAUAUUCAGAGGUGGGCUGUCUUCAGGGGUUUGGUCAAAAGCAUGCAGGUACUAUCAAGACCAUUAUUAGUCCUUUCCAUUGCGACAGUCUUUACUGAAGAACUGGAAUGUAGUGAUGGAACCUCAGAUCAUCUUACUGACUCUCAUGAUUCAGAAGUAUCUGCAGCAGAACCAUCUCCUGUGCAGGAUAAUUUGAAUAUUAGUCAACCUGAGAGAGCUCCUGAAGUUUUAGAAUAUGAAAAAUGGUUGACUCAACUAAACCAAGAGCUGGAAAAUCAAGGGAUUUGUUUGCCAGAAAGAAUCAACGACGAUGAGCUCCACAGAUUUUACGCAGCUUCUAAUAAUGACUUUUCAUGCUUCCUUACCUCAAUCAAGAAGACAAUACGCUGGCGAGAGUGUUACAAAAUUCUUUCAGUAGAAGAGCUGGAAAUGUGGUCAAAUAUGGUGUUUUGGCAUGGAUCUGAUUUGUUGCACAGACCUUGUCUCAUUGUAAGGCUUGGGAUGGCUUGCAGCUCACUGGCCUCCCAAGAUAAACCUCGAUUUGCUCAGGCAAUUGUAUCACAGGUAGAAUAUGGUGUCUUGCGCUUAGUUGAUAGAGAGAACCCUCAAAUUACAGUAUUGGUUGACUGUGAAGGGUUAUCUCCAUUGAGAAUUCCCAUGCAAAUACUGAGAUCUUGUUCUUCCAUUCUGCAAGAUCAUUUUCCUAAUCGUCUUGGUUGUUUGUUUGUCAUAAGACUUCCCGCAAUUGCUCGUGUUAUUGCCCAGACUUUUAUUCAGGUUAUAAAGCCAGCUACUAAGAAAAAGUUGAAAAUUGAAGGAGAGAUGUACAAGAAGCUUCUUUAUGACUAUCUGCCGACACUACCAUUAUAUCUUGGAGGCCGCUGCACAUGCGAGAAAUGUUCUAAAAUGGUCAAUCACAAUAUGGUACAACCACAUGAAACUGGAACCAGCACCAGCAGGAUUGUUAGGGAGGAUGAUAUCAGUGACAACGAGGAUUCACCAUCACUACAUCCAUCUAUUGUAUUAGAUGAAAGUCAAAACAACAGCUAUGAUCAGUUGUUGAGAACUGCUGUCAUUAGUCUUCUCGUAUUUUGGGUUGUCGUAGCUCUUGGUGCUGGAAUGUAUGGACCCCCCGGUAUGUAAAAAUAGAUUGACCAAAUUAGUUUUAUUUCCUUAGUUUGAAUAAAUCUGUAGAAAACGCCUCUUGUAUGAUUUGUCUUUAGGAAUUAGGAGGCCGCACUUGUUUCAGAUUCUACAGAUAAAAGAUCUCCAGGGCUGCAAUAAAAAACAUUUGUUUGUGGGUUUUAUAAUAACUUCUCUUUUUUAAUGAUUAUAAUAAAAUCAUAUCA